AUGAUCCGUGUAACGCUGGUGACGCUCGCGCUCUGUCUGGGACUGGUGUUCGCAAGUCCGACGGUUCGCGACAGUCCGAAGGGAAACCGUAUCGUCGGAGGCUACAAUGCCGUCGAGGGUCAGUUUCCGUACCAGGUGUCGAUGAGGAGACCGCCAAGCUUCCACUUCUGUGGCGGAUCGAUCCUUAACACCAGAUGGGUUCUGUCGGCGGCGCACUGCACGAUCGGCAUGGAGCCGUCCGCGCUCAACGUGUACGUCGGAAGCGUACGAUUGGAGAGCGGCGGAGUUUACCAUCGGACGAUGCGCAUCGUCAACCAUCCGCUGUACGAUCCGGCCACCAUCGAGAACGACAUCAGCUUGGCACAGACCGUGGCCCCGAUCGUGUUCAACGAGUACACGCAACCGAUCCCGCUCGGUUCGUCGUACGUGCUGUCUGGAACCGGCGCAACCAUUUCGGGUUGGGGCAGGUCGAACACGAUGGACGACGGACCAGCCGACGUGCCGGACAACUUGCAGUUCCUCACGGUGGACAUCCUCACGAUGGAGGAGUGUCGCGAGGAGCGCAACGGUUCGAACAACAUCUUCGACAGCGUAAUGUGCGUCUCGAGCCCGGAAGGCCAGGGGGCCUGCUCGGGUGAUUCGGGUGGACCGCUGGUGUACGACGGCAUGGUGCAUGGUAUCGCCUCGUUCGUGCGUGUCCCAUGCGCCACCGCAGUUUCCGACGUGUACGAGCGUGUGUACUCGCACCUAUCGUGGAUCGCUUCGGUGAUGAUUUAA
Messenger RNA from Anopheles coustani, 777 nucleotides. Its product is annotated as chymotrypsin-2-like. The transcript is spliced from 3 exons. Gene Ontology annotation, biological process: proteolysis. The coding region runs from base 1 to 777 and encodes 258 amino acids. Gene Ontology annotation, molecular function: serine-type endopeptidase activity. Lineage: Eukaryota; Metazoa; Arthropoda; Insecta; Diptera; Culicidae. The record is from RefSeq and is a predicted model, not a curated record.